AUGGACGAACUUAUUCGUAAAAGGCAGAGUCAAAUCAAAUCAAUUCAAGAAGGAUUAGAUCUUACUGGAUUCCUAGCUUUUAUCAAGGCUAAUGUGUCUAGGUGUCGACAAAUUUUUGUGUAUUCCAAGAACAAUGGACUUACUCCAAUGGAGUUCCUACAACUUGUAAAAACCGACAACAACGAUGAUUAUGAGAAGAAACAAGCAUUUGAUUUUUUUUUGAAAAUUAUUACUGAUAGUUCAGAGAAAUACAUAUCAGCUGUUCUAAAGUUUAUCACAGGCCAUUCACUUGUACCACUGUGGGGUUUGGGUUCCCCCAUCACAGUUAAGUAUUUAGAUGAUGAUGAUGCUCAUAUAUAUCCGAAGACCAUGUCUUGUUUCAAUAUACUGUACCUGCCAACUGUACACACAACUCAACAGAAAUUUGGAGAACACUUUGAGAAAGCCAUUGCUAUUGAAGGUGUAGGUUUUAGUGACAGUCACAGAUUUGACAUUGGUUUUAGUUGCUGA
Hydractinia symbiolongicarpus is the source of this 510-nucleotide messenger RNA. RefSeq lists its product as uncharacterized. Bases 1 to 510 code for a protein of 169 amino acids. The record is from RefSeq and is a predicted model, not a curated record. Gene Ontology annotation, molecular function: ubiquitin-protein transferase activity. Lineage: Eukaryota; Metazoa; Cnidaria; Hydrozoa; Anthoathecata; Hydractiniidae. The transcript has a single exon.